Messenger RNA from Racocetra persica, 240 nucleotides. The record is from the annotation of a GenBank genome assembly. NCBI's taxonomy places the organism in Eukaryota, Fungi, Glomeromycota, Glomeromycetes, Diversisporales, Gigasporaceae.
AUGUUGUAUUAUUACGGAUUCAAUUCUGAAAAAUAUUAUGAACAAUUAGAAAAAAUGGAUAAACAGAUCGGUGAAAUUUUAUCUAUUUUAGAUAGAAAAGGAUGGUUAGAAGGUUGUUUGUUGAUACUCACAACUGAUCAUGGUGGUGUUGAUACAACGCAUGGUAAAGAUUCCGAUUUAGAACGAAAUGUAUUCAUAAUAAUAAGGACCAGGUAUCAAAAAGAAUUCUAUGUUUGGUAA